Molecule: messenger RNA, 2500 nt
Organism: Neofelis nebulosa (Clouded leopard)
Lineage: Eukaryota; Metazoa; Chordata; Mammalia; Carnivora; Felidae
Gene: FERRY3
Product: chromosome 8 C12orf4 homolog
Exons: 14
Coding region: 384-2042 (552 amino acids)
Biological process (GO): regulation of mast cell degranulation
Cellular component (GO): cytoplasm
Source: RefSeq, a predicted model, not a curated record
UGUCUUUUCUACAUGGAAAUCUUUCCAACACCAUCUUUCUUCUAUGUCCGAUAAAAUCACAUAUCUAAGAUCUUCAAGAUCACUUCUUAGUCCCUGAUCUAUUUCUUUGACUUGGUAUUCCCCAUUGUUUCAUAAGCUCUGUGUCUACCCAUUCAUCUCUUUCUAAGCAUCUUCUCUGCUCUUCUCUCCAUGUUCUUCCCUUAUUCUUGAGAACCCUGCCCCAGAAUGAAAAAUACUUUAUUGGCAUAAUGGUUUUUUCCCCCUAAGUGAAGUUUAAAAGGAGCUUUUUUCCUUAAAAAAAAAAAAAAAAGAAAAGAAAAAGAAACACAUCAUUUUCUUCAUGAAGAUGAAAAUGCAGGAAUAAAGAAACCCUGCGAAAGAAGAUGAAGAAAACCAGAGAAAGAGUCUACAACAGAGAGAGGGAAUUUGUGUAUAAAUUCAAAGUAGGAACUCAAUGCUUAGAACUGAGGGUACCUCUCAAAUUUCCUGUUCAAGAGAAUGCGAGUCAUUUACAUGGACGUCUGAUGCUGCUGCACAGUUUACCAUGCUUUAUAGAAAAAGACUUAAAAGAAGCUCUGAGCCAGUUUAUAGAAAAAGAAUCCCUCAGAGAUUAUGAUAGAGAUGCUGAAGCAUCCCUGGAAGCUGUGAAAUCAGGCGAAGUUGAUUUACAUCAGCUGGCCAGUACGUGGGCCAAAGCUUAUGCUGAGACCACAUUAGAGCAUGCGAGGCCUGAAGAGCCCAGCUGGGAUGAAGAUUUUGCAGAUGUAUACCAUGACCUAAUCCAUUCUCCAGCCUCUGAAACUCUUCUAAAUUUGGAACAUAAUUACUUUGUUAGUAUCUCAGAACUGAUUGGUGAAAGAGAUGUGGAGCUGAAAAAGUUACGAGAGAGACAAGGUAUUGAAAUGGAAAAAGUGAUGCAGGAAUUGGGGAAAUCACUGACAGAUCAAGAUGUAAAUUCACUGGCUGCUCAGCAUUUUGAAUCCCAGCAAGACUUAGAAAAUAAAUGGUCAAAUGAAUUAAAACAAUCAACUGCCAUCCAAAAACAAGAAUAUCAGGAAUGGGUGAUAAAACUUCAUCAAGACCUAAAAAACCCCAACAACAGCUCCCUCAGUGAGGAAAUUAAAGUUCAACCGAGUCAGUUCAGAGAAUCCGUAGAAGCAAACGGAAGGAUUUAUGAGGAGCAGAGAAAGUUGGAAGAAAGUUUUACCAUUCACUUAGGAGCCCAGUUGAAGACCAUGCAUAAUUUGAGAUUGCUGAGAGCAGAUAUGCUGGACUUCUGUAAGCACAAAAGAAAUCACCGAAGUGGCGUGAAACUCCAUCGACUCCAGACUGCACUGUCACUUUAUUCCACCUCUCUCUGUGGCCUGGUUUUACUUGUAGACAAUCGAAUCAAUUCAUAUAGUGGUAUUAAAAGAGAUUUUGCCACAGUUUGCCAAGAAUGUACUGACUUCCAUUUUCCCCGGAUCGAAGAACAACUGGAAGUUGUCCAGCAGGUGGUACUUUAUGCUAGAACCCAACGAAGGAGUAAGUUGAAAGAAUCACAUGAUUCUGGAAACCGAAAUGGAGGAAGUGACGAUAAGGCUAAAAAUUCUGACAGGAACUAUUUAAAUAUUUUACCUGGAGAAUUUUAUAUUACACGGCAUUCUAAUCUCUCUGAAAUACAUGUUGCUUUCCACCUUUGUGUGGAUGACAAUGUGAAAUCGGGAAACAUCACUGCUCGAGAUCCUGCCAUUAUGGGACUCCGAAAUAUACUCAAGGUUUGCUGUACCCAUGACAUCACAACAAUAAGCAUACCUCUCUUGCUGGUGCAUGAUAUGUCAGAGGAAAUGACUAUACCAUGGUGCUUAAGGAGAGCAGAACUGGUGUUCAAGUGUGUCAAAGGUUUCAUGAUGGAAAUGGCUUCUUGGGAUGGAGGUAUUUCCAGGACGGUACAGUUUCUGGUACCACAGAGUAUUUCUGAAGAAAUGUUCUAUCAACUUAGUAACAUGCUCCCCCAGAUCUUCCGAGUGUCAUCAACGCUUACUCUGACGUCCAAGCACUGAACCCUUAGAGACUGACACUCUGGCAGAAGACUGCCAAACUCUCCAGGAACCUGAGCUGUGCUGGGCUUCUGUCAAGCAAAAGAUGCCUGGAAAGAGAACUUGCCAUCCAAGCCACAAAUCAAAUCAUGAUGUAUGUCUGUGAAACCUUCCAAAAAUUCAUAUACUGUAUAGUCUAGUGAUCAGCAUUUUACUUAUAUAUUUACUCUUAAAAUACCUUUUUGAAAGAAAUCUUUCUUUCUACUGUUAUGUCCUCUCUGUGAAUAUUAGUAAGUUAAAACAUCCUAUAUAUCAUAUCUGGACACUUGAUGUAGGAGAUUGUUGAUUACAUUUUCAUGGAGACAUUUGACUUUUCCAAAAGGUUUGAAUCCUAUCUAGUGCAAGACUUAAUCAACCAUAUAAAUAAAAUCUUCCCUUUACCUUAUUUGCCAAGUGAAAAUUAAAAGACAUUGAGAUACACA